AUGGUUGCGGAUCAAACACCAGGUUGCGGAUCAAACACCAGGUUAGGUAACGCGACAAACACAGAUUCGGUAACCCCAGAUAAAGACGAUGUGUAUAUAGCGGGACACAUAAUCGAUGGCUGAAACCUGUUUCCUGGAACCGGUUAUUUAUUGUUAAUAUGGAAACACUUAGCCGCCUAUCAUAAUACCGAAUAUUUUGAAGUUCCCGUUGAGUUUCGUGAUGUAAUCUUUCACAGGGCGACCAUUAUGCCGCCGAAUCGCGAGAUCAAAUUAGCGACAACUAUUGAUACGACAAACGGCGACUUUGUUCUCACAGAAAACGGUACGGUUGUUGUCACCGGUAAUAUUCAGUUUCUGAAAACGGGUCUCGAGUUUCAGUACUAUUUGGAUGAGAAUUCGUAUCGCAUUCGCAAAGACGAAAAUCUAGUAUUCAAGAAACGAGACAUCUAUACUGGUCUUCGACUCAGAGGCUAUGAUUACGGACCAAGUUUUCAGUGCGUUUCUGAGGCUUUCGUUGAGGACAGAAAAGUCAAGGCAUUGAUUGAGUGGACAGAUAAUUGGGAGGUUUUUGCCGACAAUAUAAUUCAAAUUAGUAUACUCGGCGUCGAUACUAAAGGGCUGUUUAUUCCUGUAAAGUUGGAUCUGUUACGAGUCGAUCCGAAACUGUUACUCCAAGAAGUGGCCACAUUGGGUGGUGAAACGCCACAUCUAGAAGCCUUCUUCGACUACGACACCCGUAUAUGUGUGACCAAAGGUCUCGAAUUUAGAGGAAUGAAGGCAAACAUAAUUCAACGAAAUCUUGGCUUAACUUCAGUAGUUGUUGGAGACUAUAGUUUUCAACGAUUUGAUGGACUCAUUGAAAACUAUGACACUUACGAUGACGCGGAACAGAUCAAAGAUUAUGUCGAAUGUUGUGAGAAAAUGGCUGAAAAUUUGAGGAAAAAGUUUGAUUUGUUGCGGCCAACAAAUGAGUCAACAGUUCUGACAACAAUGAAAGAUAUGGAUUGUAUUAUCUAUAAGAAUGACAACAACGAUGGCAUCAAUUUAGUCGAAUUGUGUCAAUCGAUUUGGGAUUCAUUGAAAUCAAACGGUUUCUUUCAGAUUGUUUUCAGAUCUUGUUUUACUUCCAGCGAAAAGCUGAUCCGUUCAUUGCUUAACCAGAAGUCACACACAAUGAACGCUAAAACGAUUAGAUCAAAGGCAGAAGAAAACUUGUGGCUAAUUGCUGACGACACUUCCAAAAAUGGUAUCCUCGGAUUGGUCUGUAGUUUGAGGCGCGAAGUUAACGGUCAAAGAGUUCGAUGUAUUUUUAAUUUUAAUGGGACUUUUAAAGGCGAUCUGAUCCACGAUAAACAAACAUUAGUUGAUAUAAUGAGCAAAGAUUUGGUUUACAAUGUCUAUCGCGACAAUCAUUGGGGAUAUUAUAAACCAAAUGUUAUGCAAUCCAUCUAUAAGAGUAUACUAACAGAUCACUGUUAUCUGAAUACAAGUACUAAAGGAGAUCUAUCGAGUCUUAAGUGGUAUGAAUGUCAACAUAAGAAUUGGCCGAUCGGUCGCAAAGAUAACCAGAUUAUGUGUCGCAUCUAUUAUUCGGCACUCAAUUUUAGAGACAUUAUGUUGGCCACGGGUCGACUACCGCCCGACGCUUUGCCCGGAGAUAUGGCACUACAGGACUGUAUACUUGGAUUAGAAUUUUCAGGAAGAGAUGAAAACGGCAAUCGAGUGAUGGGAAUGAUUCCGUCUAAAGCAUUGGCCACUACCUGUAUUGUUGACGAUCCCGACUUUUUAUGGCCCAUACCUGACAACUGGUCAAUGGAAGAGGCGUCGACUGUUCCUUGUGUUUACUCUACCGCCUACUACUCGCUAAUAAUCAGAGGACAUCUGAAAAAUGGGGAGAAAGUUUUGAUCCAUUCGGGUAGUGGUGGUGUCGGUCAGGCGGCCAUUAAUAUAUGUUUGAAUAUGGGUUGUCAAGUGUUUGUUACGGUCGGAUCAAUGGCCAAACGAGAAUAUCUGAAGAAAUUGUUUCCCAAAUUAAAUGAUAGCAACUUUUCUUCAUCUCGCGAUUUGAGUUUCAAAACACAUGUAAUGAAUGCAACCAAAGGUAAAGGUGUAGAUUUGGUACUCAACUCACUGUCUGAAGACAAACUCAAAGUCAGUAUCGAGUGUUUGGCAGAUAACGGCCGGUUCCUUGAGAUUGGCAAAUAUGAUAUGUCUGUAAAUACAAGAUUAGAUAUGAAUGAAAUGCUGUAAAACAAGUCGUUUCACGGAAUUCUUUUGGACGCCUUGUUUACUGUCGAUGAAAAUACACCGAAAAGUUUGUUAAAUGAUAGGAAACUCAUUUGGGAACUGAUAGAAGAAGGCAUCAAAAACGGAACCGUACGGCCACUGGACAGAAGUAUAUUCACUGUUGACGAAUCAGAAGAGGCGUUCCGUUUUAUGUCAUCGGGAAAACAUAUGGGAAAAGUUGUCAUUAAAAUCCGAGACGAAGAGUCCGAGGGUCAGUCCAUGUCGUUGAAGCCGUUAGACAUUAAAGCCAACGCCCGGACAGUAUUCAAUCCCAACAAAGUU
Messenger RNA from Oppia nitens, 2568 nucleotides. Its product is annotated as fatty acid synthase-like. The record is from RefSeq and is a predicted model, not a curated record. The annotation marks the transcript as partial. Gene Ontology annotation, molecular function: fatty acid synthase activity; oxidoreductase activity. Lineage: Eukaryota; Metazoa; Arthropoda; Arachnida; Sarcoptiformes; Oppiidae. Gene Ontology annotation, biological process: fatty acid biosynthetic process. The transcript is spliced from 6 exons.